AUGAGUAAAAAAGAGCCCUCUUUGGAUGAGUAUACUAAGCUCAAGGACGAGCUUGUUAGUUCGAUUCUCAAGAAGCGCGAAAUAGAUGCCAAACUAGCGCAACUAGAAGAAGAAAUCUACGACAAAGAACUGGACUAUUUCAACGAAAGCACCUACGGAAAUAUUGUCAAGGGCUUCGAGAGUUUCGGCAAAAUGUCUCUGGGAGGCCUGAAUAAAAGAAAAAUGGUUUUCAAUGACGAAGAUCACAUCUUCAGUAUGUCUUCUGCGACGUUUAUAAAGGCUUUGAUGAGAAAGCAGGGAGUGAACAGCUCUUCCGGAGAAUUAGAUGAUUACGAAGAUUCCGUUGAGCCCGGUAACGGAACUGGAAACGGAAACACUAGUGGAAAAGAGUCUGCGUCUAGCACUCCCCUUCGCAAACGAAAGUGA
Australozyma saopauloensis is the source of this 426-nucleotide messenger RNA. RefSeq names its product Eaf6p (gene EAF6). Lineage: Eukaryota; Fungi; Ascomycota; Pichiomycetes; Serinales; Metschnikowiaceae. Bases 1 to 426 code for a protein of 141 amino acids. The record is from RefSeq and is a predicted model, not a curated record. Gene Ontology annotation, cellular component: NuA4 histone acetyltransferase complex. The transcript has a single exon.